AUGGGCUACGCCUACUGUUCAUCCCCGACCUGUAGAUACAACCCAGCCAGCCACCCCGACGCCUCUUCAGUCCAUGGAUCCUCCCCGACCAAUUUAUAUUCCUGGUCGGGCCUCAGUAGAAGAUUCGCCAAUGUUCCUCAGGCAAGCCCUGCUUUCAGAGAAGCUUCUCAGGCAGCUCACCAGGCCCGCUCUGCAAAUGACCGCUUGAGCCAGGACGCCCCUUCUUCCAAUAGAUGCAGGUCUCGGCUGCCUUCUGAUGAUUCUGAUUCGGAUGACCAGCCAUUGGCUCAGAGACGUCGACGUCGAGCCCCUCAUCCUGUGUCAGAUUCAGGCCCGUCCUCUACCCCUUUUCCUUCACCUCCUAUAGCAGUCACCUCUCCUCCGCCCCCUGUUGUAACUCCGCCUUCUGUCUCAAGCCAGGCAAAUGUUCCGCCUGAUCCCCCCACCAUUCCAGUUGAGCCUCUCACUGCUCAACCUUCUCCUCCAGCUCAACCUCCUAUUCAACCUUCUAUGUCACCGCAGCAACAAAGCACCGAGGUCGAUCCCUCGCGUGGCUCUCCGCCAGCUACCUCACCUCCAGAGCCAUCUCCUGUACCUCCGUCAGCUUCUCCUGGGUCAGCUGCUGGGCCUUCUAGCUUCGCCGCAGGGCCUUCACAACCGCCACCACCUGUCCCUCUUUAUUAUCGUAUUACUGCUCCAUUAGAGGCUGGACUACAGUCAAGGCGUGACGUUCCCACCAGCUCCUUGACCAUGAAAGGUCGCUUAGCCAUUGUGUGGGAAGAGAGCAAGCGUCAGAUGGAACUUUUGUCGCCCCUUGCCCAGAUGGACAGAUUUUCUGAGCUAUACAUCAAGGCCAGUCACGCCCUGAGGGUUGAAAUAAAAGUUCUAACAAAAAAGAAGAACAGUCUUGAAGUAUCCCUGACAAUAGGUGACCAAAAGCUUAAGGACCUCAGGGAACAAAAAAGCCAAGUUGAGGUUGUACACCAUCAGCUCAUGGACCAGCAAGCUUUGCAGCAUCAGCGAGCUCUGGACCAAAUGGCUCAAAAGUUGCGCACUGCCGAGACUUUAACGCAAGAACAAGACAAGAAGUUGAAAUCCCAGGAGGCUCAAUUGACGUCCCAAGAAGCAGAACUAUUAGCCGCCCGAAAUGAAUUGUCUCAGGCUUGGGCUACUGCAAAAGGGGCAUCAACAGCUCUGGCUAUUUACAAAGAGGGAGAGAACGAUCGUUGUCAAUAG
Zingiber officinale is the source of this 1236-nucleotide messenger RNA. RefSeq names its product formin-like protein 5. Bases 1 to 1236 code for a protein of 411 amino acids. The record is from RefSeq and is a predicted model, not a curated record. NCBI's taxonomy places the organism in Eukaryota, Viridiplantae, Streptophyta, Magnoliopsida, Zingiberales, Zingiberaceae. The transcript is spliced from 2 exons.